Messenger RNA from Desarmillaria tabescens, 1237 nucleotides. RefSeq lists its product as uncharacterized. The record is from RefSeq and is a predicted model, not a curated record. Gene Ontology annotation, molecular function: carbon-oxygen lyase activity, acting on phosphates. The transcript has 4 exons. Bases 240 to 1190 code for a protein of 316 amino acids. NCBI's taxonomy places the organism in Eukaryota, Fungi, Basidiomycota, Agaricomycetes, Agaricales, Physalacriaceae.
CCGGAUGCUCUCAAACCGUUGACGCCGCAUAGGCAAUAGACUUCCUUGUACCUCACAGGUGGCGAGUAUUGGGUGUGGAACGCCUCGGCCUCUGGAAUGAAACACCCUGUCAUUUUCAAAGGGAACUUCUUCAUGGUGUGCUGGCUCUGUUCCGAGGCCUUGGCUUUCUUCGAAGAGAUCAGGGUAUAAAAGGACGUGGUAUCUUGUACUCGGAUACUCCAAACACAAUUUCAUCGUCAAUGUCCUCUACCUCCCUGCCCGCUAACGUGAUACGCGAAAUCGGAGAAAGCGUACAGCUACUCUUAGAUCGAUGCUCUGUCGAUAUGCAGAUACAGCGCGUCAUUCCAUUUGACAACGAACUAUUUUCACUGGCAUGUGAUGAAGUAGCCCGUCAGGCUCUUAUCCUCGACACGGAAACCUCCAAGUUAUUUACGCCAUACAUCAAACACGGCGUCGACACUGUCACCACUUGUUACAACCAUAUCCAGGAUAUCAAAUGCCGCAUAUACAUCAUCCUCUACAUUGCCUGCUUUUUCUACUUUGACGACAAGUUCAUCCCGGAAUAUUCUACCUCCGAUAACGUUGCACAGGACCUUUUCGCCUGCAUGAUUGGAAAGUCAUCCGCAGCCGAUCCUCUACAGCGGUUGUUCUGUUACCUGAUGACGGAAGCUCCGAAGUGCUUCCUUAAUCAUCCUGCAUCGAACAUUGUUAUCACAGGCACAUUGAAUUUUGUAACUGCUGCGAGCCUUGACUAUCGCACUCAAGGCAUGAAGAUGCCAGCCUCAGCUAAAAGAUAUACGACGUUCACAAGAAAUAUCUCUGGUAUUGCAGACGUUAUGGGAGUGUUUAUAUUCCCAGCUUCAGUGCCGGUGACCGCAUAUAUUGCGGCCAUUCCGGACCUAAUGGUUUUCAUGUUAUCUGCCAAUGACGUUCUUUCUUUCUACAAGGAAGAAUUAGCAGGGGAAGAACUGAACCGAGUUUCUCUUCUUGCUCGAUGCGACAACUCUAAGAAGACAGACGUCCUGAGACGGCUCGUUGAUUCUACGGUCGAAGCUCACAACAAUAUUUUGGAUAUCCUUAAACCUAAUGAAGAGGCAUUGGACGCGUACUUGAGCUUCAGUGAUGGGUACAUUUGGGCUCAUGCCGGACUUUCUAGAUACCGUUUGAAGGAGCUGGAUAUUUUCCCAUAAUCGAGUGGUUUCGUUUCUAUUACAGUAUCUUGCGCGCACUAUCUACU